This is a messenger RNA of Aureobasidium pullulans EXF-150, 2877 nucleotides long. Its product is annotated as Adaptor protein complex AP-1 gamma subunit. The transcript is spliced from 5 exons. Gene Ontology annotation, molecular function: clathrin-cargo adaptor activity. Gene Ontology annotation, cellular component: Golgi apparatus; AP-1 adaptor complex; membrane coat. Gene Ontology annotation, biological process: intracellular protein transport; Golgi to vacuole transport; receptor-mediated endocytosis. NCBI's taxonomy places the organism in Eukaryota, Fungi, Ascomycota, Dothideomycetes, Dothideales, Saccotheciaceae. The record is from RefSeq and is a predicted model, not a curated record. The coding region runs from base 309 to 2840 and encodes 843 amino acids.
UACUCAGUGGAUGACUAACAUGUAAUCUCUCGAAUGACCUUGUGCAAGAUAUCUUUUCGACUGCUUGCAGCGGUGGUCUUCAAGAAAGUAGGAAAUUGCGGAGGGGAAGCUAAAAGAAGACUAUCUUAUCUGAUUGAUCGAACUUCCCAAAGGCUAAAGGAGAGGCCGACCAACCACGCAUGCACAACAAAGUCGAGACCAUCUCUCGGACUUCCCCAAUCUCACAGCUGCUCGACUCGACCCAGUCAACCCUUUUCUACGACUGAUAAUAUCCAGCACUACUCCCUAGGGUCGAAGGGACAGUCACCAUGAGCUCUCUCAAACAGUUCAUCCGUAAUGUUAGAGCGGCCAAAACGAUUGCCGACGAGAGAGCCGUCGUCCAAAAAGAAAGCGCUGCCAUCAGAGCUAGCUUUCGUGAAGAGAGCCACAACUCCAAUGUCAGGCGCAACAAUGUCGCAAAGCUCCUUUACCUAUUCACACUCGGCGAGCGAACCCACUUCGGUCAGAUAGAAUGUCUCAAGCUGCUAGCUUCACCUCGCUUUGCCGACAAGCGUCUGGGCUAUCUAGGCACUAUGCUGCUGCUCGACGAGAAUCAGGAAGUCCUCACGCUCGUCACAAACUCUUUGUCCAAUGACCUCAAGCACUCGAACCAGUACAUCGUCGGCCUCGCCCUCUGCACUCUCGGCAACAUCGCCUCGGUCGAAAUGUCGCGCGAUCUGUUCCCGGAUAUCGAGACCAUCCUCUCCAGCUCCAACCCAUACAUUCGACGAAAAGCCGCUCUCUGCGCCAUGAGAAUCUGCCAUAAAGUCCCCGACCUUCAAGAGCAUUUCUAUGAGAAAGCCAAACUACUCCUGACAGACCGAAACCACGGUGUCCUCCUGUGUGGAAUGACUCUGCUUGUGAGCAUGUGCGAAGCAGAUGAAGAGGAAGGAGGAGAGCAAGGUGUCAUCGAGAUGUUCAGACCCCUGGUACCUACACUGGUCAAGAUCCUCAAAAGUCUAUCCAGCUCUGGCUAUGCUCCGGAGCACGAUGUCACUGGAAUCACCGAUCCGUUCCUCCAAGUCAAAAUUCUCCGUUUGUUACGCGCCUUGGGUCGUGGUGAUGCUCAAACAAGCGAACAGAUCAACGAUAUCCUGGCGCAGGUCGCCACAAACACCGACUCUUCCAAGAAUGUUGGAAACUCAAUCCUCUACGAAGCUGUUCUGACUAUCCUGGACAUCGAGGCCGAUUCAGGCUUACGCGUUCUCGGUGUUAACAUUCUUGGAAAAUUCUUGACCAACAAGGACAACAACAUCCGAUACGUCGCCCUCAACACUUUGAUCAAGGUUGUCGCUGUGGAGCCCAAUGCCGUACAAAGACAUCGCAACACCAUUCUCGAUUGUUUGCGCGAUCCCGAUAUCAGUAUUCGCAGGAGAGCACUGGAUCUCAGUUUCACCCUGAUCAACGCAGACAAUGUCAGGGUUUUGAUCAGAGAAUUGUUGUCUUUCCUCGAGGUUGCAGACGCUGAGUUCAAGCCAAUCAUGACUUCCCAGAUUGGAAUUGCAGCAGAUCGGUUCGCACCCAACAAGCGAUGGCACGUAGACACUAUGCUCCGAGUCCUUAAGCUGGCUGGUAACUUCGUCAAGGAACAAAUCCUUUCCUCUUUUGUCAGGCUUAUUGCAACUACUCCCGAGCUCCAGACAUAUGCAGCUCAGAAGCUUUACGCCACUCUAAAGGACGACAUUUCCCAAGAAGGCCUCAAUCUAGCUGGCGCUUGGGUGAUUGGUGAGUAUGGCGAUGCCUUGCUCCGCGGCGGCCAGUAUGAGGAAGAAGAGCUUGUCAAGGAAGUCAAACAGAGCGAUAUCGUCGACCUUUUCACCAGCAUCCUCAACAGCAGUUACGCCGGUCAGAUUGUGAAAGAGUACAUCAUAACUUCUGCUAUGAAGCUUACUACUCGUCUCACGGAACCAGCUCAAAUUGAGAGGCUGCGAAGGCUCCUCGAAAGCAACAAUACCAAUCUCGAUGUGGAGAUCCAACAGCGUGCGGUCGAGUAUGGCAACCUGUUCGCAUACGAUCAAGUCCGCCGCGGUGUCCUGGAACGCAUGCCACCACCGGAAAUUCGCGAGGAACAAAGAGUCUUGGGUGAGGCCACGAAGAAGCGCCAUUCCAAGGUUCCAAAGAUGAAGAAGCCAAGUCAGGUUACCGAGCAAGACAUGCUUUUGGAUCUGAUGGGUGGCGACUCAAACAUGCCCGUUGCUGACUUGAGCUCGACGAUCAACGGAUCACAGCACAACGCAGACCUGCUGGCUGAUAUAUUGGAUGGAGGUCAAUCUGUGUCGAUACCGUCUCAGCUUUCGGCCACUACAUCACCUGCUCCCACUGGUAACAUGAGCUCGAUUAUGGACCUCUUUGACACACCAUCGACGACAGCAACACCACAACCGCCACCUCAACAACGAACACAAAGUGCCGAUUUGUUUGGUGGAAUGACUUCUCCACCGCCGCAAACGCAAGCGCCCUCGGGUCAUACAGUGUUUGACAAGAACGGACUUUUGGUGACAUUCCAGGUCCAGAGAAAUGCUACAGCAGUACAAGUGAUGGCUCGAUUCAGAAACACGGGCAACUUUGAGCGAUUGACAGACCUGAGUUUGCAGGCCGCCGUACCCAAGACUCAGAAGCUCCAACUGUUAGGCAUCAGCUCGGGCGAACUAGAUGGUGGAGAGGAAGCGACACAGCAGAUGCGCAUUAUCGGCGUUCAAGGACCACCUCCACCAAAGUUGCGCUUGAGACUGAAGAUCAACUAUGCACAGGCAGGCAGCCCAGCAACGACAGAGCAGGUGGAUUGGUCGGAACCAGCAUAGAAAGUAUAAUGAAACAAAGGGGAAGAAGAUGAGACAA